Hylaeus anthracinus is the source of this 5649-nucleotide messenger RNA. It is a transcript of the gene pnut, whose product is annotated as septin-7. Gene Ontology annotation, biological process: cytoskeleton-dependent cytokinesis; cilium assembly. Gene Ontology annotation, cellular component: cell division site; septin complex; septin ring. NCBI's taxonomy places the organism in Eukaryota, Metazoa, Arthropoda, Insecta, Hymenoptera, Colletidae. The transcript is spliced from 11 exons. The coding region runs from base 654 to 2672 and encodes 672 amino acids. Gene Ontology annotation, molecular function: molecular adaptor activity; GTP binding; GTPase activity. The record is from RefSeq and is a predicted model, not a curated record.
CGCAGUAUAUCCGAGUCGGGCGCGUCGUGUGUAUGGUUCUUGUUUCUGGGCUGUCAACCUUUGUUGGCCCAAGCCGUGUGCGUAUACGCGUGCGCGCGUGAGUGUGUAGUGUGCGUGUUUGGCAAAGGUCGUUUAACUUUUACCCCCUUCGCUGUUUUUCUUUCGCCUGGCGAUCGGUGGAACGAGGAAUAACGUUGUUUUGUUUUCGUAUCAAAGAGAGUUGGUCGACUAUGAAACAAUGUACAGAAAAGUGAGAGUGAACGUGGCCACGUUCGGCCGGUUCGCCGACAGCGUGAAUCACCAGCAGCACCGGCGUUCAUGAGCCCACGCAGUGCUACCGAUGCACGAUUUCUCUCUUUAUCUUACCCUCUAGUGCUCGUUUUCGUAUUCUCUCUAUCUGACGUUGUACGCAUCCCUCUUUUGCACGGGGAGUGCUGUUGUAACACGCGUACGCGAAUCUUUCCUGCGAGCCUGACAGAUCUAGCGCGUAAAGCUUAUAGUGAAACAAAAGAACUCUGAAAAAAUGACUUAGGACCCCCAUUAUCAAUUUGCUCGGCGGUAGAAAACAUCGAUAUAAAAGCUGUGCCAGUAUAAGAUUACCGAGAGAUAAAGACAGUGGAUCUCAUCGUGUCGAUCAGUAACCACUCGUAGAUAUGUCGACCGAAAAUCAAAACGGUUCCGCCGGCACUCAGAGCAACGGCAUCAAGACUUCGAUCAACGUGUCGUCGUCCGCGCGGUCCGCGUCGAACAAUUCGUCGUUCUUGUACAGCAGCAAUUCGAUGCUGAAUCGCGAUAAACCGCGUCAAGUGCCGCCACCGACGUUGCCAAAAUACACGGCCAGCUUCAACGCUGGUUCCAAUGGCAGCGGCACGACCGAACGAUUGAACAGAGACCGUGAAGUCGGUGGUAGUUACAGGCUGGCGAGCCUCGACAGGCUUGCCCUCAGGCAGAGGAUACUAGACGGGGAAAAGGCGAACGGCGACACCGCGUCGAUACAGACAAAGCGUGAGCUGUUCUUCAAAGGCGACAACACUGGAAUAAUAUCAUCGCCGUCUGUGCCGUCGGUACCGCCACCCCAACCGCCGUCACAGGCACCGUCGUCUGUGAGCAGCACGUCGUCGACGACGGCUACGACCACCACGACCCUCACCUCGCCUAACACAGCGCCACCAGCCUCCUCGACCGCCUACACCAGCGUCACGUCUUCGGCGCCUACCUCGAAGUCGCGAUUACCUCCGUCUACGGUGAUCCUGAACCAAAACGAUGCGUCAGAGGACAGCAAUAAACGGGAGUCCAAUAGGACCACCGACACCAACAAAGAGGCCACUGUGCUGCACCAUCCGCGGCCGACGCCGCCAACCAAGCCCAAAGAACUCGACGGAUACGUCGGUUUCGCGAACCUACCCAACCAAGUUUACCGAAAGGCCGUCAAGAAGGGUUUCGAUUUCACUCUCAUGGUCGUCGGGGAAUCGGGAUUGGGCAAAUCGACUUUGAUCAAUUCAAUGUUUCUUGCUGAUAUAUACAGUGCUGAGUACCCUGGACCUAGCCUUAGAGUUAAGAAAACCGUAGCUGUAGAGACUAGCAAAGUGAUGUUGAAGGAGAAUGGGGUGAACCUUACUUUGACUGUAGUUGAUACACCUGGUUUUGGUGAUGCAGUCGACAACAGCAAUUGUUGGGUGCCAGUAAUUGAGUAUAUCGAAUCAAAAUACGAGGAGUUCCUGAAUGCCGAAUCUCGUGUAGUGAGAAGGCAGAUCCCAGACAGUCGAGUACAUUGCUGUCUUUACUUUGUCGCACCCUCUGGUCACGGCUUGAAGCCGCUGGACGUUGAGUUCAUGCAACGUCUUCACGAUAAAGUUAACAUCAUACCCGUCAUUGCAAAAGCAGACACCAUGACGCCAGACGAAUGUGCGCACUUUAAAAAGCAGAUACUGAACGAGAUAGCGCAACACAAGAUAAAAAUCUACGAGUUCCCAGAGGUGGAGGAGGAAGAGGAAAAUAAACAACAUAAAAUUCUUAGAGAUAGAGUACCGUUUGCGGUAGUGGGCGCAAACACUGUUGUUGAACACGAUGGUAGGAAACUUCGCGGAAGAAAGUACCCAUGGGGAGUCGCAGAAGUGGAAAAUUUGGAGCAUUGCGAUUUCAUUGCCCUUCGAAAUAUGGUAAUCAGAACGCAUUUGCAAGAUUUGAAAGACGUGACAAAUAACGUGCACUACGAGAAUUUCCGGUGCCGCACGUUGGCGGGUGUCGGAGUGGAUGGAAAACCAACAAAAGUCUUAAAUAGUUUGUGCCCCCCAGGAGUGAUGAACAGUUUCAUGACAGUGUGGAAUCCCCUGGCUCAGUUAGAAGAGGAGAAGAGAGAACACGAGAAUAAAAUGAAGAAGAUGGAAAUCGAUAUGGAACAAGUAUUCGAAAUGAAAGUCCGGGAAAAGAAACAAAAGCUCAAGGAUUCUGAAGCAGACUUGCAAAGAAGGCACGAGCAGAUGCGACGCUCCUUGGAGCAGCAAGUGCGUGAAUUGGAGGAAAAAAGACGAACGUUCGAGGCUGAAAAGCUAUCAUGGGAGCAACAGACUGGACAGAGUAUUGAAGAUUUACGUAGGCGCAGUCUGGAGGCGAACUCAAAAGAGGCUGUCGAUGGUAAGGAUAAGAAGAACAAGAAGAAAGGACUUUUCUAACUCGACUUCAAAAAGGCAACAUGAAGAAUGAACUUUUCUUAAAGUAGUCAACAACAACUUUUUUUUGCAAACGAUCGUAUGAAAAAUAUGGUCAUUCCUAUAAAAGCAGUAGAACGAAUAUAUAUUGCUUAACUCUUUCACUGCGUAUCACUCGUAGCUCGAUCAUUAUACACAGUGAAAGUGUUCAAUCACAAAUUAAUAUGUACACCUUGUAUAUCGCUCCACAUUUAUAUGACUUCUUCAGUUUACAAGCAUAACAUUAUGCUUUCAGGAGUAAGAUGAAAGAGUGCUUCUUCUGUCGUGUUCGCCUAUGCUUCUUCGCGCUUCCUAUUAUUACUAUUCAAGAAAUCAUACUAGCAUAAUUCAAUUUAUGAUAUUGUACAAAAUGUAGACAUAGUUUCACGAGACAUCAUUUUCCUUAACAAGAGUGAUCAAGAAGAUAUUAAUAGAAAAAAUAAGAAAAUCUUCAUGAUAUAAAUCUUUUCUCCUUGCUACGCACCCUAUUUUGUACCAACCCCUGUGUCAUCGAUAUUUAUACCAAUAUCCCCAAUAUCAUUAUUAUAUGUCAUCCUGCUUGAGUUGUACUUGAUGUGUAUACCUAUAUCCUCAAUGUCUUGAUUUCGUCGAUAUAAGUGUAUGAUAUAAAUAUGAACAACAAACUCUUGCAGACAAGCCAGUUUGAAAGAACUAAUUAACAUGGGAUAACGUUGAUCGCUCUUGUACAAUCGUGUGUACCUUACGUAACCAGAAUAACAAAUUCAGUUGAUCAUAGAUUCGAGUACCGUUGCAUAAUCAUUUCAUCGAAGCAGAAGAAUCUCUUUCUACGAAAAAUCGCACACAAAAUCGAAACAUAUGAUGCAUCAUCAAACAUAACAUAGACGUGAAAAGUUGCUGUGUCCAGGUGUAGGAUAAAAAAAAAUUACAUUAAUGUCUAAAUAUAUAUUCAUAUUGUUUGGAACAAUUAGAAAAUAAUACGUUUAAAUAUAAACAAUACUUGCCCUAAGGGAAUGAAUUGUACAAAGGAAACUUUCGCACUAAUUAUUAUCUUCUAUUCGGUAUUCGCGUAACGCUUAUGAUAGAUCGAAUUUUGGCGACAUCAAGAGACUUCCAAAAACGAUAGAAGUGUCGCUCAUAAUCGAUCUUUUCGUUCAACGACACACACGUCGUUCUGCGACGGACGGUUGAAUGUGAUUUUAAAAACAAAAGCAGUGGCCAUAUAUAUAUAUAUAUAUAUAUAUAUAUAUAUAUACAUAUAAAUAUAUAUUUAUGUAUAAAUGAAUCAACAGAAUCUUAAGGUUAAGACCUAUUCAUGUAAAUUUAUGCUGUACUGAUAUCAAGGCAAAUCGAUCGCGAUUAAACUGAAUUGUAUAAAUAAAUCUAAGUGUGAGUUGGAUUGUCACGAUUCGAGACGGUGCGAGUCAUCGUUUCGUUUACUGUUAAACAAAAUAAUAUACACUUUCGAGUAUUAAUAAGUUGAACUCGCAUACUCUUGCGAAAAAAGCGCGCUGUCUCGAAUCCGUCCACGUAUAAGUCUGUAUCUAUAUCAAGGAUGGGCAAACAAAUGGUAUAUUCAUCUCUCCAGUAUUUUUAAAUUCUUUCGUACGCUUCGAAAAAUGAAUUUCCUUCUCCGUCGUCUAUUGUUAUCAUCCGACCUUUUGUAAAAAAUACCGGUUUGCCCAGUCUUGGACGCGUUAUCUAAACUAAUUAAAUUACUCGUGUGCCAAGACGAUGAGGGUGAUAAGCAUUUUAUAACGUUAGUACGUGAUUCUUCGGUUAUUGUAAUAUAAGAUACACGCGGUUUUCUUAAAUGCAAACGAACUUCGUUUUAAUUCAUCGGGAGAAACCACAUCACAUUCCUAUUUUGUACGCGUUUUUCUAGUUAACUCAUCAGCUCGACGUUUGCCGUCACCAACAAUCUAUGGAAAAGCUCAAACUUCAAUCUCUUCGAUUGCAUGGUACGGUAUAUUGGUCGUUUGAAAAGUAUAGAGAAAAGAUUCAGCCAAAAUAUGAAGCAAUUUCGACUUGAUAAUAACGCGAAAGCUUUUUCAAGCGACGCGUUAAACAAACGCUUUAGAUUCGGGCUUUCUAUAUCGAAGCAACAAUGAAUAACUUUUUAAGGACGUACACUUUAUAGACGGUGAUCGAAUAUUAUACAUUUCUCUGCACUGAUUAUGGUAAGCUCAAUUAUUAAACGAACGAGAUUCAUCAAUCACACACCGUGUGAAGUACAAAAUACAACCGUUUAAUACUAUGAAAUUGUGACUUUAGUUUUCUUUUUUUAAGGAACACCGAGACAGACGAAGAAUUCGCGAUAGAGUACUUAAAUUUUGCUUAAAUCCCCCAAUUCUUGAUCCGUUGCCAUUAAUAUUACGAAUGAAGGAAAUGUAAGUUUAAAUGGAUUUUCAUACGAUGCGGAGUUCCCAACAGAUUAAGAUUGCUGGAUGGUACUUCGAAGACUUAGGACGUAAAGUAGGAGUAAAAUGAAAAAGGCUAGUAUAUCUCGUCGUUGUAACGAUCUUAUUCGAGUGUAAGAUCAAUAUACGGUCCUCGUGCGUAUGCUUAGUUUACAGAACGAAGCUGUUUAUACGUUUCAAUGUUCUAUCAUCACGUAGUUAUUAAGAUCUCGGAGAUCGACGAAAAUCGAAAUGUAUUAAUUUACUGUAUGUGUACUGUAAUAAGUAACGCUUACUGAUAAUUAAUAGUUAAUAAUCGCCAAAAUCACAUUGAAGGAACUGCAUUGCGAUCUCCAACGCUCGGUUGCACGUAUUACGCGUAUAUUGUAAGUCACAAACAAGAGACGUAAGUAGGUAAAAAAAAAAAACCACAAACUAUAUUUUGCCGUGCCAGACGAAAACGAAGCUGCCGCCGCUACUUGUAGAACACGUUGUAAUAAUAUUAAUAAUAAUAUUCAUGAAAUCACGAUUAGUACAUUAUUAUACUUUAGGAUUAUGUAUUCAGUAAAUUAUAUAUAAAAGUA